AUGGAAUUCCCCUUUGGCUCCCUGGAAACUACCAACUUCCGUCGGUUCACUCCAGAGUCACUGGCGGAGAUUGAGAAGCAGAUUGCUGCCCAACAGGCAGCAAAGCAAACCAGAGGGAAGCACAAGGAGCAGAAGAACCAGGAAGAGAAGCCUCGGCCCCAACUAGACCUGAAAGCCUGCAACCAGCUGCCCAAGUUCUAUGGUGAGCUCCCAGAAGAACUGAUCGGGGAGCCCCUGGAAGACCUAGAUCCCUACUACAACACACACCGGACGUUUAUGGUGCUGAACAAAGGGAGGACCAUUUUCCGGUUUAGUGCCACUCGGGCCCUGUGGCUAUUUAGUCCUUUCAACCUGAUCAGAAGAACGGCCAUCAAAAUAUCUGUCCACUCAUAUCCUUUGUGGUUCAGUUCAUUUAUUACACUCACUAUUUUGAUCAAUUGUGUGUGCAUGACCCAAACUGAACUUCCAGAGAAAAUUGAGUAUGUCUUCACUGUCAUUUAUACCUUUGAAGCCUUGAUAAAGAUACUAGCAAGAGGAUUUUGUCUAAAUGAGUUUACAUACCUGCGAGAUCCUUGGAACUGGCUGGAUUUUAGUGUCAUUUCCCUGGCAUACGUUGGCACAGCAAUAGAUCUCCGAGGGAUCUCAGGCCUGCGGACAUUCAGAGUUCUUAGAGCUUUAAAAACAGUUAGUGUAAUCCCAGGGCUGAAGGUCAUUGUGGGAGCCCUUAUCCACUCAGUGAGGAAACUGACGGAUGUGACCAUCCUCACCAUCUUCUGCCUGAGUGUCUUUGCCCUGGUGGGCCUGCAGCUCUUCAAGGGCAACCUCAAGAACAAAUGUGUCAGGAAUGACACAGCUUUCAAUGAGGUGGCCAACGACUCAUCUCACAGAAACUCAGAUAUCUACAAGAUUAAGCAAGGCACUUCUGAUCCCUUACUGUGCGGCAAUGGAUCUGACGCAGGCCACUGCCCUGCUGGUUAUAUCUGUCUUAAAACUUCUGACAACCCGGAUUUUAACUACACCAGCUUUGAUUCCUUUGCUUGGGCUUUCCUCUCACUAUUCCGCCUCAUGACGCAGGACUCCUGGGAACGCCUCUAUCAGCAGACCCUGAGGGCUUCUGGGAAAAUCUAUAUGGUCUUUUUUGUACUUGUAAUCUUCCUGGGAUCUUUCUACCUGGUCAACUUGAUCUUGGCUGUGGUCACCAUGGCAUAUGAGGAGCAGAACCAGGCAACCAUUGAUGAAAUUGAAGCAAAGGAAAAGAAGUUCCAGGAGGCCCUCGAGAUGCUCCGGAAAGAGCAGGAGGUGCUAGCAGCACUGGGGAUUGACACAGCCUCUCUCCGCUCCCACGAUGGAUCGCCUUUAGCAUCCAAGAAUGUUAACGAAAGAAGACACAAAAUGAAACCAAGGACAUCAGAGGACUCCAUAGAAGACAACAAAUCACUUCAAUCUGAACCCUACAACCAGCGUAGGAUGUCUUUUCUAGGCCUCACCUCUGGAAGACGCCGGGCUAGCCAUAGCAGUGUAUUCCAUUUCCGGGCCCCUGGCCGAGAUCUCUCACUCCCUGAAGGAAUCACAGAUGAUGGAGUCUUUCCUGGAGACCACGAAAGCCAUCGGGGCUCCUUGCUACUGGGCGGAGGUGCUGGCCAGUCAGGCCCCCUCCCUAGGAGUCCACUGCUUCAACCUCCCAACCCGGGCUCCAGCCAUGGAGAAGAUGAACACCCAACGCUGCCCUCCAGUGAACUUGUCCCUGGAGCCAUGGAGGUCUCGGUAUUCGAUGCAGGGCAGAAGAUGACUUUCUUGUCAGCAGAAUACUUGAAUGAACCUUUCCGAACCCAAAGAGCGAUGAGUAUUGUCAGUAAUAUAACCUCUGUACUCGAAGAGCUUGAGGAGUCUAAACAGAAGUGCCCACCCUGCUUGACCAGUUUGGCUCAGAAGUAUCUGAUCUGGGAGUGCUGUCCCACAUGGGUGAAACUGAAGACCAUUCUCUUUGGACUUGUGACGGACCCCUUCACGGAGUUGACCAUCACCUUGUGCAUCGUGAUAAACACAGUUUUCAUGGCCAUGGAGCAUCACGGCAUGAGCAGCACCUUCGAGGCCAUGCUCCAGAUAGGCAACAUUGUCUUUACUGUAUUUUUUACGGCUGAAAUGGUCUUCAAAAUCAUUGCCUUCGACCCCUACUAUUACUUCCAGAAGAAGUGGAAUAUCUUCGACUGCAUCAUUGUCACUAUGAGCCUGCUGGAGCUGGGCGUGGCCAGGAAGGGAAAACUGUCGGUGCUGCGGACCUUCCGCCUGUUGCGAGUCUUCAAGCUGGCAAAGUCCUGGCCCACCUUAAAUACACUCAUCAAGAUCAUCGGAAACUCAGUGGGGGCACUGGGGAACCUCACCAUGAUCCUGGCCAUCAUUGUCUUUGUCUUCGCUCUGGUUGGCAAGCAGCUCCUAGGGGAAGACUACCGCAAAAACAAGGAAACGAUCGCGGGGCCUGGUGAAGAAUGGCCCCGCUGGCACAUGUACGACUUCUUCCACUCCUUCCUCAUCGUCUUCCGUAUCCUCUGUGGAGAGUGGAUUGAGAACAUGUGGGCCUGCAUGGAAGUCAGCCAGAAAUCCAUAUGCCUCGUUCUUUUCUUGACGGUGAUGGUACUGGGGAACCUAGUGGUUCUUAACCUGUUCAUCGCGCUGCUGUUGAACUCUUUCAGCGCCGACAACCUCACAGCCCCAGAGGAAGAUGGGGAGGUGAACAAUCUGCAGGUAGCCCUGGCACGGAUUCAGGUGUUUGGCCAUCAUGCCAGACAGGCCCUUUGCAGCUUCUUCAGCAGACCCUGCCAGUUUCCCCGGCCUAAGGCGGGGCCAGACCUGGUGGUGAAACUCCCACUCUCCAGCUCCAAAGCUGAGAACCACAUUGCUGUCAACAUCACUAGGGAGAGCGCUGGAGGGCUCCCAGCUCCCGUAGGCCCCAGAGAUGAGCAUGGUGACUUCAUCAACGAUUCUAAUGUGUGGGUCUCUGUGCCUAUUGCUGAGGGUGAAUCUGAUCUCGAAGACUUGGAGGAUGAUGGUGAGGAGGAUGCUCAGAGCUCCCAACAGGAGGUGAUCCCCAAAGGACAGGAGCAGCUACAGCAAGUCGGGAGGUCUGAAGACCACCUGACACUCAGGAGCCCAAGCUCUGGAACGUCAUCUGAGGAUCUGGCCCCACACCUGGGUGAGAAGUGGAAAGAUGAGGCUGUUCCUCAGACCCCUGCAGAGGGAGUGGAUGACACAAGCUCCUCGGAGGGCAGCACAGUGGACUGCCCAGAUCCUGAAGAGAUCCUGAGGAAGAUCCCAGAGCUAGCUGAUGACCUUGAAGAACCAGACGACUGCUUCACAGAAGGAUGCAUUCGUCACAGUCCCUGCUGCAAAAUGAAUACCAGCAAGUUUCCAUGGGCCAUGGGCUGGCAAAUGCGCAAGACCUGCUACCGUAUCGUGGAGCACAGCUGGUUUGAGAGCUUCAUCAUCUUCAUGAUCCUGCUCAGCAGUGGGUCUCUGGCCUUUGAAGACUAUUACUUGGACCAGAAGCCCACAGUGAAAGCUUUGCUGGAGUAUACCGACAGGGUGUUCACCUUUAUCUUUGUGUUCGAGAUGCUGCUCAAGUGGGUAGCCUAUGGCUUCAAAAAGUACUUCACCAACGCCUGGUGCUGGCUGGACUUCCUCAUUGUGAAUAUCUCACUGACAAGCCUCACAGCGAAGAUGCUGGAAUAUUCUGAUAUGGCUUCCAUCAAAGCCCUCCGGACUCUCCGUGCCCUGCGGCCACUGAGGGCUCUGUCUCGAUUUGAAGGCAUGCGG
Messenger RNA from Carlito syrichta (Philippine tarsier), 3810 nucleotides. Its product is annotated as sodium channel protein type 10 subunit alpha. The record is from RefSeq and is a predicted model, not a curated record. Gene Ontology annotation, molecular function: voltage-gated sodium channel activity involved in cardiac muscle cell action potential. NCBI's taxonomy places the organism in Eukaryota, Metazoa, Chordata, Mammalia, Primates, Tarsiidae. Gene Ontology annotation, biological process: sodium ion transmembrane transport; regulation of heart rate; neuronal action potential. Gene Ontology annotation, cellular component: plasma membrane; axon; voltage-gated sodium channel complex. The annotation marks the transcript as partial. The transcript is spliced from 21 exons.